GUCUUGCAGCCAAAAAAGAAAAAAAAAAAAAAAAAUCAGUCCUUGGUGAUUUUUUGUUCUUGUUUUCCUUUCUCUUUUUUCUCCCAACAAAACAUUGAAAAAUUAAAAAGAAGGAAUGGUUAGCAGAGAGACAGAUAGGACCAUUAUAGGAAUAAUUGGAAAUGUUAUCUCCAUCUUGUUAUUUCUCUCCCCAUCGCCAACAUUUAUCAAUAUAUUUAAACAAAAAUCGGUGGAAGAGUUCAAGGCUGAUCCUUACGUAGCGACGCUUCAGAGUUGCAUGGUAUGGAUCUUUUAUGGCCUCCCAUUUGUUCAUCCUGACAGCCUUCUAGUAAUCACAAUCAACAGUAUCGGACUCGGUAUUGAGCUCUUGUACCUCACAAUCUUUAUCAUUUACGCUCCAUGGACAAAGCGCUCCAAGUCCUCCAACCUCCCCAAGCUAUUUCCAGGAGUGUUCACCUUGAAGAGGAAGGAUUUCUGCACAACAUUUGGGAGUAGAAUCCAAUGUUCAGUUCAGGCGGACCAACCUCCUUCAGCCUGGCCAGGACGAGCUUUUCCAGACCCCGACCGCAAGACUUGGGAUGGUCCUAAACCUAUCUCAAUUCUUGGUUCUACAGGUUCCAUUGGAACUCAGACAUUGGACAUUAUAUCAGAGAAUCCAGAUAAGUUCAAAAUUGUGGCUCUGGCUGCUGGUUCAAAUGUAACUCUUCUUGCUGAUCAGGUGAAGAGAUUUAGACCCCAACUGGUUGCCGUUAGAAACGAGUCAUUAGUUGGUGAACUGAAAGAGGCUUUGGCCAAUGUUGAACAAAAGCCUGAAAUUAUUCCUGGAGAGCAAGGGAUAAUUGAGGUUGCCCGCCACCCAGAUGCUGUCACUGUAGUUACAGGAAUAGUAGGUUGUGCUGGAUUAAAGCCUACUGUGGCUGCAAUAGAAGCUGGAAAGGAUAUAGCUAUGGCCAAUAAAGAGACCUUGAUUGCUGGUGGUCCUUUUAUCCUUCCUCUAGCUCACAAGCAUAAAGUAAAGAUUCUUCCAGCUGAUUCGGAACAUUCUGCUAUAUUUCAGUGUAUUCAGGGCUUGCCAGAUGGUGCACUUCGGCGUAUCAUUUUGACUGCAUCCGGUGGGGCUUUCAGGGAUUGGCCUAUUGAUAAGUUGAAAGAGGUUAAAGUAGCUGAUGCUUUAAAACAUCCAAACUGGAAUAUGGGGAAAAAAAUUACUGUGGACUCUGCAACCCUUUUCAAUAAGGGCCUAGAAGUCAUUGAAGCACAUUAUCUUUUUGGAGCUGAGUACAGUAAUAUUGAGAUAGUAAUUCAUCCACAAUCAAUUAUUCAUUCAAUGGUUGAAACACAGGAUUCAUCUAUUCUUGCACAAAUGGGAUGGCCAGAUAUGCGGCUGCCAAUCCUCUACACGAUGUCAUGGCCAGACAGAAUAUAUUGCUCUGAAAUAACUUGGCCUCGCCUUGAUCUUUGCAAGCUUGGUUCAUUAACCUUCAAGUCUCCUGACAAUAUAAAAUAUCCAUCAAUGGGUCUUGCCUAUGCUGCUGGACGGGCUGGAGGCACCAUGACAGGAGUUCUCAGUGCAGCUAAUGAGAAAGCUGUAGAAAUGUUCAUCGAGGAAGAGAUCAGCUAUCUGGAUAUUUUCAAGUUUGUGGAACUAACAUGUGAGAAGCACCAAGCAGAAAUAGUGUCAACCCCAUCUUUGGAGGAAAUUGAACAUUAUGACUUGUGGGCAAGAAACUUUGCUGCUAAUCUGCAUCAUACUUCUGGUCGGAGUCCUGUUCUUGCAUGAGUGAUGGGUUCCCCUAGAUGCCAAGGCAAGCUAUAGAUUUAAGAACUGGGAGGUUUUCAGUUGGUGCGGAUGGAUGGGCGCCAAUGCUAUUCUUGCAAAGGUAAGGUUUGUACCUUACAGGGACAUAGAACAAUUGUUUGUGGGAAUAGGCAACUAAAAUCUUGUUCCCCAUUUUUAAGAUGUAAUUGUAUGAACUCUACGCCCUGGUUGAAUUAUGGGGGGGGGGGGGGAGGGGGGGAUUGAAGGAGGAAGGGAAAGAUAAGAAGAGAGAAGAAUGAGAAUUAGUUUUAUUGCAUUGCAUCAAUUGUUUUCCUAUGAAUAUGAUUUUACUUACGCUAAACUUUUGCCCAAGAAAGUAUGAAAUAGUUCCACAAGGCUGUGUGUCUAAAAUAAUAUUGGUUUAAGUCAUCAACAAAGGAUGAAUAAUACGGAUGUAAUGGCCAAACCCUACACUUGAUCAAUUACAUUUCUGCUUUUAUGCAAUUUGAAAGCCAGAAGAACAGCUGACAAUGUUAACCCAAAAUUAAUUCACAUAAGCCCAAAAUUUCAAGAAUGAAUGACAACACUAGCAAAAUGACCAUAACAAAGAAAAACAAGCCAAACCUAUGUCAAUUAAUUUCUACACACCAACUCUUACGAUGAUUCACCAACACUGCCUCCGGUCUGGUCUCUAAUUAUAUUACAUAUUGCAUUUUAUAUAAUCCUGGGACCCCGCAUGCUCAUCAUUCGUUGAGAGCUCCCUGAUGAGGCCUGCCAUUGCCACAACAAUUAAGAUGAUCAGAUAAGUGUGUGAUCGAUGUUAAUUGUAAAUAACACAAGAAGUGCCUUUUCUCAUCCCCCUAUCUACAGGUGAAGCAGAAGCAGAAUGACUUGAGAGAAUAAUGAAUUAUAUCCUCAAAGCUCUAAGAAUACAUGUGCGGUACAAAGCACAGGUACCCCUGAUAAUAUAUAUAUCAGAUCAGAUAGACAUUUUAUUCCACUAAAACCAAUCACCUCAU
Messenger RNA from Rubroshorea leprosula, 2778 nucleotides. The record is from the annotation of a GenBank genome assembly. NCBI's taxonomy places the organism in Eukaryota, Viridiplantae, Streptophyta, Magnoliopsida, Malvales, Dipterocarpaceae.